Messenger RNA from Leguminivora glycinivorella, 782 nucleotides. RefSeq lists its product as uncharacterized. The transcript has 2 exons. Bases 16 to 729 code for a protein of 237 amino acids. The record is from RefSeq and is a predicted model, not a curated record. NCBI's taxonomy places the organism in Eukaryota, Metazoa, Arthropoda, Insecta, Lepidoptera, Tortricidae.
ACAACACAGACCACAAUGUUCAAGCUGGUGGUGUUGUCUUGCGUGGUGGCGCUGGCGGCGGCCAACCCUAGUGUACUCGGUCCGUGGGGCUUGGGGCUCGCGGGUCCCCUGGCGGCGCCGGCGGCUCUGGCUCCUCUGGGCUUGGGUCUCGGACAUGGAGCUAUCUGGGGCGCGCCCGCGCUCGCGGCGUACAACUACAGAGGCCCGCUGUCCCUCGCGCCUGGGCAGCCCGCCAACAUCGUGGCUGCCGACGGAAGGCCCCUGGACACCCUGAGCGUGAACUUGGACCGCGCCGCGCACCUGACUGCGAGAGCUGUUGACCACGCCGGCCUGCACCUGCUGAAGAAGCGGUCCGCGGCGCUGCUGACGCCGUUCGCUUCGCUGGCGUACAGCGGCGCGGUGAUCGCGCCCUUGUACGGCAGCAACUACCGCGGCCCGCUGUCCCUGGCGCCCGGCCAGCCCGCCAACAUCCUCGCCGCGGACGGCAGGCCCCUCGACACCCUGGACGUCAACCUGGACCGCUCCGCGCACCUCACCGCCAAGGCCUUGGGCGGCGUGCACCUGCUCAAGAAGCGCUCCGCCCCGCUGAUCGCCCCUCUCGGAGGCAUCGCCUACGCCGGCGCCCCGCUCAUUCCCCACGUUGGGCCCCUCGCCUACUCCGCGCCUAUCGUCGCGCCAUACCACACUCCUCUCAUUCGCACCGUUGGACCCUUGGCCCAUUAUCUGUAGAUAAAACAAACUCCCUGUAAAAUCUAUGUAAGAUACAAUUAUAAUGAAGAAUG